AAAAAGACGAAGAAUAAGCGGAAGACGAAGAAGAAGUGAGACGACGUUGUAUCAACUCAGGAACACAGAUCAAGCUAACAAGAUGAGAAACACACUUGGUUUAUAGUCCCGCCGCUUUUGGUUAUGUUUGUUUAAUUCGUGUCAUAUUUGCAGUGCGAACACAAGGACCUUACACACACACGGAUCUCACAAAAUGGACAGUGAGGUGUCUGACAUCGACCCUGUGCCUGGGCUUGAAAACAGCAGCAUGGAGGAGAACGCACCGCUGUACUGUAUCUGCAGGAAACCAGACAUCAACUGCUUCAUGAUUGGCUGCGAUAACUGCAAUGAGUGGUUCCACGGCCACUGCAUUGACGUCACCGAGAAGAUGGCCAAGGCGAUCCGGGAGUGGUACUGCAUGAGAUGCAGAAGUAAAAAUCCCUCACUGGAAAUAAAGUAUCGCUCAAAGAAAAGCCGGGACAAGGAAUCUGAACCUGACAGAGCUGAAAAGCAGUACAGUGCCCCGAGCACCCCAGAUUAUAAGAGUGAAAGGCGGCGUGGAUCAAAAGUAAAGCGCUCAGUCCGUAUGUGUGGGGAGUGUGAGCCGUGCAGAAGGACUGAGGACUGCGCUCAGUGCGACUUCUGUAAGGACAUGAAGAAGUUUGGGGGUCCCAACAAGAUAAGACAGAAGUGCCGAUUCAGGCAGUGUGAGGUUCGAGCGAGGAAAAUGCUGCGUGUGAAGGAUGAGGAGUUCUCUUUGCGAGAAAGGAGGGAUAAUUCCUACCACCGCCGGAGAUGCUACUCUGAUGACUACGACAGCGAGGCUGAGCUCUACCAGCAGUACAAGGCAGCAGGAUAUGAUGACAACAUGCCAUGGCUCAGUGAUGAGGAUGAUGAGCCGCCCUUCAGCCCUGUCAUGCGCAAGAAAGCUGUGAAGGUGAAACAUGUCAAGAGACGAGAGAAAAAGUUUGACAAAAAAAAGGAGUCACGGCGCCACAAACAGAAGCAGAAGCACAAGGACAAAGCCAGACACAGCGAGAGGAAUGAUGGUCGGGAUGUUGGAGGGCUGCGCCAGUGUCUGGGGCCAAGCUGUGUGGAGGCAGCAAGACCCAACUCCAAAUACUGCUCUGAGGACUGUGGUAUGAAGUUAGCUGCCAACCGGAUCUAUGAGAUCCUCCCGCAGCGUAUCCAGCAGUGGCAGCAGAGUCCCUGCAUCGCUGAGGAACACGGCAAGAAGCAGCUGGAGCGAAUCCGCCGGGAUCAGCAGAACGCCCGGCUGCGCCUCACCGAAAUGGAGCGACGCUUCCACGAGUUGGAGGGCAUCAUCGCCAAGGCCAAGCAGCAGGCUGUUCAGCAGGACGAGGAGGUGAAUGAAGGUGACAGCGAGGACACAGACCUGCAGAUUUUCUGUGUGUCUUGUAGUCAUCCCAUCAACCCAAAGGUGGCGCUCAGACAUAUGGAGCGAUGCUACGCAAAGUACGAGAGUCAGACCUCUUUUGGCUCCAUGUACCCGACAAGAAUUGAAGGAGCAACCAGACUGUUCUGCGAUGUAUACAAUCCCCAGAGCAAGACUUACUGCAAAAGGCUUCAGGUUUUGUGUCCAGAACAUUCCAGAGACCCAAAGGUCCCAGUGGAUGAGGUGUGCGGGUGUCCUCUUGUACGGAAUGUGUUUGAGCUGACUGGAGAAUACUGCCGGGUCUCCAAACGGAAAUGCAACAAACAUUACAACUGGGAGAAGCUCAGGAGAGCCGAGGUGGACCUAGAGCGAGUCAGGGUGUGGUACAAGCUGGACGAGCUGUUCGAGCAAGAGCGUAACGUCAGGACGGCCAUGACCAACAGGGCCGGGCUGCUUGCUCUCAUGUUGCACCAAACUAUUCAGCAUGACCCCUUGACCACCGAUCUCCGUAGCAACAAGGAUAGAUAGUCUGCAUCUGUUCUGUAAAAUGUUCAUAUUUGUAAAUAAGAGAGAAUACGAGAUUUGAGUGGUUUAAGAUUUAAGAUUGUUGCCGACAGCCACCAUUUUUUUCCUAACUGGAUAUAUAUUAUUUUAAAAACUUUGUACCAUAAUGAACUGUCUGAAUGGUAAAUGGAUAUAUUUUUUCUUGAGUGUGGUAGAUGACUUGUUGCUGAAUCAACACUGCUGUUUUUCUUAUGAUUGCUAAAAAAUAAAUUCAAUAUGCAAAGUUG
Messenger RNA from Myripristis murdjan (pinecone soldierfish), 2166 nucleotides. RefSeq names its product CXXC finger protein 1b (gene cxxc1b). Gene Ontology annotation, molecular function: zinc ion binding; DNA binding. The record is from RefSeq and is a predicted model, not a curated record. The transcript is spliced from 14 exons. NCBI's taxonomy places the organism in Eukaryota, Metazoa, Chordata, Actinopteri, Holocentriformes, Holocentridae. Gene Ontology annotation, biological process: positive regulation of DNA-templated transcription. The coding region runs from base 194 to 1903 and encodes 569 amino acids. Gene Ontology annotation, cellular component: Set1C/COMPASS complex.